GAGCAGUACGGCGCGGGCAUGGGCCGCUCGUACGCGCCCUACCACCACCAGCCCGCGGCGCCCAAGGACCUGGUGAAGCCGCCCUACAGCUACAUCGCACUCAUCACCAUGGCGAUCCAGAACGCGCCCGACAAGAAGAUCACGCUGAACGGCAUCUACCAGUUCAUCAUGGACCGCUUCCCCUUCUACCGCGAGAACAAGCAGGGCUGGCAGAACAGCAUCCGCCACAACCUCUCGCUCAACGAGUGCUUCGUCAAGGUGCCGCGCGACGACAAGAAGCCGGGCAAGGGCAGCUACUGGACGCUGGACCCGGACUCCUACAACAUGUUCGAGAACGGCAGCUUCCUGCGGCGCCGCCGGCGCUUCAAGAAGAAGGACGUGCCCAAGGAGAAGGAGGAGCGCGCCCACUAUCUCAACCACGGCGGGGACCUGAACGCCCUCCCCGGCCACACGUUCGCGGCCCAGCAGCAGACGUUCCCCAACGUCCGGGAGAUGUUCAGCUCGCACCGGCUGGGCCUCGAGAACUCGGCGCUCGGGGAGUCGCAGGUGAGCGCCAACGCCAGCUGCCAGCUGCCCUACCGGUCCACGCCGUCGCUCUACCGCCACGCCGCCCCCUACUCCUACGACUGCACCAAGUACUGA
Carlito syrichta (Philippine tarsier) is the source of this 642-nucleotide messenger RNA. RefSeq names its product forkhead box C2 (gene FOXC2). Gene Ontology annotation, biological process: cell differentiation; regulation of transcription by RNA polymerase II; anatomical structure morphogenesis. NCBI's taxonomy places the organism in Eukaryota, Metazoa, Chordata, Mammalia, Primates, Tarsiidae. Gene Ontology annotation, molecular function: RNA polymerase II cis-regulatory region sequence-specific DNA binding; DNA-binding transcription factor activity, RNA polymerase II-specific. The transcript has 2 exons. The record is from RefSeq and is a predicted model, not a curated record. The annotation marks the transcript as partial.